AUGUCGACCGCCAAGGUGAAGACUGGCCAGCUCUGGGGCAAGAGCAAGGACGAGCUCACCAAGCAACUAGAUGAGCUGAAGACUGAACUUGGUCAGCUCCGUGUGCAGAAAAUUGCUGGGGGAGCUUCCUCCAAACUCACCAGAAUUCACGAUUUGCGCAAAUCGAUCGCGAAGGUCCUUACCGUCAUAAACGCCAACCAGCGCUCGCAACUGCGCCUUUUUUACAAGAAUAAGAAAUACCUUCCCCUUGACCUCAGGCCAAAGCAGACUCGCGCCAUCCGGAGACGGCUGUCGAAGCACGAAGCCGCCUUGAAAACGGAGAAGGAAAAGAAGAAGCUGAUGCAUUUUCCCCAACGGAAAUAUGCUGUGAAGGCAUAG
Molecule: messenger RNA, 378 nt
Organism: Histoplasma mississippiense
Lineage: Eukaryota; Fungi; Ascomycota; Eurotiomycetes; Onygenales; Ajellomycetaceae
Product: 60S ribosomal protein L35
Exons: 4
Coding region: 1-378 (125 amino acids)
Biological process (GO): maturation of LSU-rRNA from tricistronic rRNA transcript (SSU-rRNA, 5.8S rRNA, LSU-rRNA); translation
Cellular component (GO): cytosolic large ribosomal subunit; ribosome
Molecular function (GO): structural constituent of ribosome; mRNA binding
Source: RefSeq, a predicted model, not a curated record